Topomyia yanbarensis is the source of this 4007-nucleotide messenger RNA. RefSeq lists its product as uncharacterized. Gene Ontology annotation, molecular function: ubiquitin binding; kinase binding; molecular adaptor activity. The record is from RefSeq and is a predicted model, not a curated record. Gene Ontology annotation, cellular component: cytoplasm. The transcript is spliced from 10 exons. Gene Ontology annotation, biological process: regulation of DNA-templated transcription; negative regulation of organ growth; cell migration. NCBI's taxonomy places the organism in Eukaryota, Metazoa, Arthropoda, Insecta, Diptera, Culicidae. The coding region runs from base 9 to 2132 and encodes 707 amino acids.
ACGCCAAAAUGUAUGCUCUGCAUCUAGUACGGUGGAAGAUGUCGGAUCAGAUAGAGCAAGUGAAUUUACCUCCCGGCUGGGAUUGCAGAUAUGAUGCCCGGACGGGACGAUACUAUUACGUGAAUCUAUUCACUAAAACGACAACGUGGGAGGAUCCGCGUUCCAGGAUUCGACAGCUUCAGACGGGAGCACCAUUGCACAUCUCCAACGAUAACAUCUCAGUGCAGCCAAUGCAUGGUUCUCCCUAUCAUGUAUACCCUUCAAGUAACUCGUUCUACCCAGCUCAGCAAGCUUUCCAGAAUCCACCCUCCGGUGUUCCCAGUUUAACAGCUAGUCCCAAUUUCGCUACCAAACUACAGCAACAGCAACUGGAGCUGGCUCAGAUGGCGCGAUCAAGCCCACACACGCCCCGGAUGGGUCUCGGUCGAAAUGUCAUGCAGGAAACGUCGUUCUCGAGCAAUGUCAGCGCCGCAGAUACGGAUGCCACCGUUGCCAAGAUAAACUCUAUGUUCCCAACGGUACCGGAAACUCACAUUAGGAUGCUGCUGAAGAAAUACUACAAUCGCGAGGCGGUCGUAAUCAGUGCCCUGCAGGUGGAGAAACACCCACUGACCACACCCGGGCCCUACUCGACGCCCCCUUUGCCUCAGCGUCACUUCCACAACACGGCCAUGGGAGUUGUGUCCGCGUUCCAGAUGACCCCGGUACUGGGCGGCCGCAGCGAGGUUUCAACUUCCCGCACCGGAAGUCCUAUACCGCGGCCGGCCAGUUGUGCCAGCGGAAGCUACUACGGCUAUCAGCACGGAUCGCCGCGCAGCAACGGGAUCGACAUCCGUUACAGCUCUCCGAAACCGCACUCGUCACCCAAGAUGAAACUGAGAUACCUGAAGAGUUUUUUCCCCAAGGCGGAGGAAACUCUUAUUUUGGACGUCUUGGCGAAUGCCGACAACAAUGUCCAAACCGCCUCACAAGCUUUGAUCAAGCUGGGCUACGAAAAACGAGAACAACAGACGGCCCAACGGAGCUCAUCUCGAAAGGGCUCCGAGAAGGACGGACAUGGUGAGUCAGGACGAUCGGAGACACCUCCCGUAAAACCAAAAACUCCCGAUGAGAUGAAAAAAAUAAAAGCUCGUCUUCAGGCCAAAUACAAAGACAUUGCCGAACGGAUUAUUUCGAUGGCACUAGAAAGCGUUGACUACUCAGAAGACCGUGCUAAACAGAUUCUCAAUAUCGUUAUUCAAGAGGACAAAGAAAAGAAGAAAAGUGUCAAAAUUGAUGCACCCUACAAACCAGAGGAAGACAAAGAAAACGCUCAGACAAAUAGUACAACGCCCAGCCGAAGCAACAGUACGUCGUCUCCUCGCCGCUCUCGGGCCAAGAAAGCAAACGCGAAUUCUGAUGACCAUUCAGUGGGUUCAGAGGCCGAACUCGUCGUUGGAUCAAACAGUCCAACCGAUCCGGCGACAAUCCACCACAAGGAAGAUCAAACAUCGGAAGACAACGAAAACGAGGCUUCCAUUCAAAUCACCACCUCCACCUCUUCCACUGCAAUCAUUAACGAUUCACCACCACCACCAAUAUCAUCCUCACCAUCACGGCAGCAACGCGGCACUGCAAACAACUACAAUCAGCAGCAGCAGCAGCAAAACAGUGGCACCGAUUUGAACAACAACAGCAAUUAUGUCGCACCAGCAGCAGUAGGCGUCGCUUCUUCCACUGGCAAACAAAGCCGCACUAGAGCCAAGGGCGACCACGCAAAGUAUUCUAUUUUUAGAAACUCCUCGUCCGAGGACGAGCUUGACGGUCUGACCGGUGCUACAUCAUCAAAGUCGGAUUCGAUGAAUGCUUACAACGCAGCUCGGAUCACCACCAAGGGUCCAAAUACGAAGCUGUUCAGGGGCCCGAACGAUGAUCUGCUAUUGGCGGACUACGUAACUUGGAAUGGUGCCAAUCCGGAUCUGGCCAGAGGCAGCCAGAAACUAGCCAUGGGUCCGGAUCGAUCGAUUCGUAUUGAUCGUACGUAUAAAGCUCACGGUGCCAAUGGGGACCUCUGCAAAGGUCCUGCCGGGCUAGCGAAGGGUAGCAUCUACGCUCAGCUCAAUUGUACCAUGAAGGACGUUAAGUGCAACUAGGGACGAAUCAGAAGCCUAUCGGAGCCCCGGCAGGUGUAUGCAAACUAUUAUUCCUAAUGUGCGCGACGGCGACAACAAACUACAUAUAUCUACCUAUUGUUCAUGUUCUUAUCAUAACUUCCAUUCGAUUGGUUGGUUUUUGAAAAGUUGGUUGAAUACUUGUGCGGCAUGGCUGGUUUAUUCCGUAAUAAGUUAGUCAAUGACGCAUCGGAGCUUUCAUUUAACUUAGUGUUAACCAAUGCUAUUCGAAGUGCAAUAACUUUCACCAGAACUUCUCUACUCUGCGUGCUAACGAAAUACUAAAUAGAUUCUGUAAGGUGUUGUUUGACUUUAUUGUAACUGUAAUGACUCUUAUAUACGUUUGAUCUUUUUAAACAAAGUUUAUAUUUUCUACACAGAGAUGAAACAAUAUUAUAUUCGAAAAAGAUGAAGUCCUUCCUAAUGUGUAGUGUGUAAUGUAGGUUGUAACUGAGAAUAUCUAGAAUCUUGCGUGAUAACCAACAGGUAAAAAUAUAAAACGAGACGUAUUGCAGAAAAAAGUAUUUAACUAACUGGAUUUAUUCUGCACUGACAAACAAUAGCAAUCAACAAGCUCUUCACUGUUUUGUCCGGUCAUGUUUGAAUAAAUCAAUGGUAUUUUUAGUUAGGAUUACAGAAAUCAGGCUACAGUCUCGAAUAUCGAUUAAAAUGUUAUUCGCAGUAUAGUGCAAAUAUAAAACAACAUUCCGGGUUUCUUUUUAACUAAACCAAUGAUUCAGUUUUAUCAUUGAGUUUAUUAACAACUUACUCUAUAGCAUAUUAAAGUUUUUAAUGGGUUGAUAAUAUUCAAUAUUUUAAAACGUCAUUGUAUGAUUCAGAUACAUUCUAUUACUAAGCUGAUAGUAUGAAUUUAAAUACAAUCAAGUUUUGCGCAGCGGUUGUCAGUUAGAAAUUAUGUAUUUGCAAUACAAAAAGAAGCAUUCUAAUCCGUCACUGAAAUGAGAACAAAAAAUACACAGUUUUGCAUUAGAUCGUCUUGCAAAUUAAAUGAAGAGUGUCAAAUUUGAAACAUAUAGCAAAUGUAGAGAGCUCACACGUUCAAAGAAAGUGUAGUGAAUGUUACAACAAUCGGUAGGCUUCGUCACUAUUAGAUGCGUUAGUUUGAGGCCAAAGCAACCAUUAGAAGUGGCGCAACAUUCACGGCAAUAGGCCAAAACUGCAAGAAAUGCUCAUUCCCCAAUAACCAUUCAUUGCCUUGUUACAUUGUGAAAAGAUAAACAAUAUUUGCCGCGCAACUGAGUAAAGCAUUAAUAAAUAGGAGAGAGUAUAUGAAGGUGAGGCCAAACAGCAAACAUAUUCCAUUGAAAUGCAAGGUUACAAUCUACUGUACUGAAAGCAAAGUUUCCAUUACUUCUAAUAUUUUGAUAUGAUAACCAUAAACAAAUGUAACGAAAAAUGUAUGUGAUAGUCAACUUACUUUUCGAUUAUCGCAAGCAUAUUAAAUUUUUUGUGGAAGUGCACUAUUAGCCUAAUUCGACUAGAUCUACUUAGAAAGAAUCGUGACAUUUAAGUAUCAAAUACUAACUUGCCAUUUUAUUAAAAGCAUUACUGUAAGUGAAACCUGUACCUUGUUCGUCCCACAAAAACUUUAGUAAUAUAGAAGAAGAAAAAAACCCCGAAGCGGCAUACACACAAACCCAUUAAAAUGCUCCAAAACUGAUUGGAAAAAUUGCGUCCAUCUCCAAAUAUAAGAAUCUCUCGAUUUUGGGUCAAAUUACGGCCGCCAUUUCUGAGCAAAUGACACAAAAAAGCAACUGUUGCUAAGUGAAGCACGCACGUAUAAUUCCAUGUAAACUGUAAAAAAAACAAAUAUAAUAAAAAUUGCCAUUUACCAAA